UCAGAGCAGAGCUCACCGUUAGUAUUUAUGGCUCUUCCAUAUGAGGUAAUAACAGGCCAUUUCAUUCUAGAGACGAAACCUUGGGUUGUAAAGGGAUGUGAAAUCGUUUCUGGAGAUUUUUUGCCCUUCCCUAAGCCGCGUACCUUCUAUGUAGAUAUCAGAGAACAAUUUAGAAUACUGCAUCAAUGCUUUCUAUGGCACCUUUAAAUUUAACGUGAGUGGCUUUUGACAAACGGUGCAAUUGAUGUAGAGAGGAGUGACGUGUGAUAGAGACAAAUGAGAUCUGAUUGAAGAGACUGACUUCUCUCUCUCUCUAUCUCUUUUUCUCUCUCUACUUCACAAACAGUCAUUCAGAAAGUGAAACGUUUUAUUCAAGAAGUGAGUGUUUUGCUGAAGCUCAAGAAUGGAUUCGCAAGCCGAAUAUGAUUAUAAUUUUACUAGUUUAGUUAUUUUCCCAUCUUGUGUUUUCCCGUUCAUAGACUACUUGCCUGUGUAUUAACGCUUUGCCUACAGUUUUGGACUCUGUUUAAAGUUUAAAGAUUAUCCCUCUUGUUUUGCUCGCUGGAUUUUAAUUUUGUUCAUUUCUAGGAAGAGCUCAAUACAGCUCUGAAGCCCUUGCAAGAAAUUGGAAGAAAUGGUUAAACAAAUCAUGGUGAGGAAAUGUAAUCGACCUAAGUCAUGUUUUUUGCUGUUGAUUAUUAUUCAUUCACAUGACUGAAGUGAAUGUGGUUUGAUUUCGGUCUCAAGCUGAACACACAGCAUCAGAUUAAACAGCAGUUUGAGAAGCUUCAUCAGUUUCUCAGAGAUGAAGAAGAAGCUACGAUCACUGCACUGAGGGAGGAAGAGGAGCAGAAGAAGAAGAUGAUGAAGGAGAAGCUGGAGGAGAUCAACAGACACAUCUCAGCUCUUUCAGACACAAUUAAAGACACGGAGGAGAUGAUGAAAGACAAUGACGUCUGCUUUCUGAAGAAGUUUCCGGUCUCAGUGGAAAGAGUCCAGAUCUCAUCACAGCUGGAUCCAAAGACACCUUCUGGAGCUUUGAUUCAUGUGCCACGAUACUUGGGCAACCUGUCCUUCAGAGUCUGGAAGAAGAUGCAGGACAUCGUCCAGAACAGUGAGUCUGGAAAAGAUCUGUGCUCUUUACACCUUUCCUACACCAGACGCAAGCGGUGCCACAAAAUACAAUACGACCUACUCUGCUGUCUAUACUGGAUCUGGUGAAACAAAUUCCAGAAAGAAAACUGCUGAUGUAUUCUAUUUAUGACACAGUGACACAAGUUUCAAAUGAUUUUCAAUGCUUGCUUUGUCACAUACAGGGUUAACAGGCUUUAGCUGUUGCGGUCGUCUCCGGUGUAGACAUGGUGUUACACAUACACUGGAAAUGUUGCACAGCUGGACAGGUUUAAAGAUUCUUAUAGGUUUAAUCAAUAGGUUGAGUGUCAUAAUUCAUAAUAAUCUGUGUUUGGUUUACUCGUGGUCAUUAUAUUCACAUCAGUUUAAAUGCAGCUGUUAAUUGUGCCUUAACAGCUCCUCUGAUUCUGGACCCAAACACUGCAAAUCAGUGGCUCGUCCGGUCCGAUGAUCUGACCAGCGUGAGAUACGGGAAUAAACAACUGCUUUCUGAUAACCCAGAGAGAUUUGACCAUUAUUCUUGUGUUCUGAGUUCAGAGGGUUUUAACUCACUUCUGGGAUGUGGAGGUUAAAGAGAGUCGAUGCUGGAGUCUUGGAGUAACUAUGGCAUCAAACUAGAGGAAGGGAUGUGAUUAUUUUUGACCGUGAUGUCUGGAGUGUGGAGCAUGGUUCUUCUGUAAGGUCUGGUGUUCAUCUCGAUAAGAACCUUAAGCGUCUGAGAGUGUGUCUGGACUAUGAAGGAGGAAUGGUGUCAUUCUCUGAUCCUGUAACUAACACACAUCUACACACAUUCACAACCACAAGACACUUUAUUCUCAUUGGUUAGAUUUUGUCACGACAUGCGAUAGGUAGGCUAUGUUGUACUACAGGGCCAUUGAAUUCUUGAAUCUGAUUGGCGGGCAAGCGUUCUAAGGUGUGCAAUUAUUUUUAGGGAAUCGUUUUCGUGAAAAUUGGAGACAUCCUAUAGGCUUAAUGGUUUUUAUACUGUACAAACUGUAUGUGCUAUUGCCCUAAACCUACCCUAACCCUAACCUAGCCAUCAAAGGAGACUUGUCUGAAAUAGGUGAGGUGAGCCAAUCAAAGACUAAGGUAAACAAUAAAUCAAUCUCUUCUGUUUCUAAUAGCAUUAUAUUUUGUAUUGUUUGCUGUGUGAUCAGCGUUUGCCUAAGGAGUAGAUAUGCUAGGGAAGUGACACAUAACAUUUUAAUAAUGUUUUGUUAAAAUGAACGAAAUGACUAGAAAAAAACGAAGUGAUCUAAACUUCCCAUAACUAGAAGAAAUCAUACAGACUACGUUAUUCCAUCCUCACCGGGUUGGCCCUGUCCAUGCCUUCAUCUUCGGCAGUACUAGCUGGAUUCUGACGCCUACAGAUUCAAGCCACGGACAGAUGCCUACGCCAAAGACUGUUUAUACACAUAUUGAUCUGUAAAAUAAAUGCUUUGAGUCUAAAUCAUGUCUUCAUCUCAUGAGUCUUUCUGGUAGAACUAAUGGGAACAGGAACAGAACCAUGGGCAAACAGGAAACCAACUAGUUUGUCAAAAUGUUCUAAUUCAGCAUGACAUGGGAAUCCAAUCUAACUUAACAUUUAAUUUAUUGAUAU
Messenger RNA from Puntigrus tetrazona (Sumatra barb), 2731 nucleotides. RefSeq names its product E3 ubiquitin-protein ligase TRIM35-like. The record is from RefSeq and is a predicted model, not a curated record. The transcript has 3 exons. Bases 724 to 1221 code for a protein of 165 amino acids. Lineage: Eukaryota; Metazoa; Chordata; Actinopteri; Cypriniformes; Cyprinidae.